GGCCUGGGAGCAGAGCCUGUCCCCCUGCCCCAUCCCGUGCUGGGAGAACAGGGCCGCCAUGGCCCCCAAGGACAUCAUGACCAACUCGCACGCCAAGUCCAUCCUGAACGCCAUGAACGCCCUGCGGAGGAGCAGUACGCUCUGUGACGUGACGUUGCGUGUUGAACAGAAAGACUUUGCCGCACACCGCAUUGUGCUGGCAGCCUGCAGCGACUACUUCUGUGCCAUGUUCACCAGCGAGCUUUCAGAGAAAGAUAAACCGUAUGUGGACAUCCAAGGGUUAACAGCCUCUACUAUGGAAAUCCUGCUGGACUUUGUGUAUACAGAAACUGUUCAUGUGACAGUAGAAAAUGUUCAGGAAUUGCUCCCAGCAGCAUGUUUGCUUCAGCUGAAAGGUGUGAAGCAGGCUUGUUGUGAGUUCUUGGAAAGCCAGCUGGAUCCAUCAAACUGUUUGGGCAUCCGAGAUUUUGCUGAGACACACAACUGCAUUGAUCUAAUGCAGGCAGCAGAGGUCUUCAGCCAGAAACACUUCUCAGAGGUGGUUCAGCAUGAAGAGUUCAUCCUCUUAAAUCAGGAAGAGGUGGAAAAGCUCAUCAAAUGUGAUGAAAUUCAGAUCCAGCUCUGCUUGGCUUUUGACAGUUCGCACCUUAUCCCUGUGCUUCCUGACAUCCACGAGGUGGAUUCUGAAGAGCCAGUUUUUGAGGCAGUUAUAAACUGGGUGAAACACUCAAAAAAGGAACGGGAGGAUUCCUUGCCAGAGUUGCUGCAAUAUGUGCGCAUGCCGCUUCUUACCCCCCGCUAUAUCACAGAUGUCAUAGACACUGAGCCUUUUAUACGGUGCAGUUUGCAGUGCAGGGACCUCGUAGAUGAAGCUAAGAAAUUCCACCUGAGGCCUGAGCUCCGGAGUCAGAUGCAGGGACCCAGGACUAGAGCACGACUAGGUGCUAACGAGGUCCUGCUAGUGAUUGGAGGCUUUGGCAGUCAGCAGUCCCCUAUUGACGUGGUGGAGAAAUAUGACCCAAAGACUCAGGAGUGGAGUUUCUUGCCAAGCAUCACCCGUAAGAGGCGCUAUGUUGCCACGGUGUCCCUGCAUGAUCGGAUUUAUGUGAUUGGGGGAUACGACGGCCGCUCCCGUCUCAGCUCUGUGGAGUGCUUGGAUUAUACGUCGGAUGAGGAUGGCAUCUGGUACUCAGUGGCUCCAAUGAAUGUUCGUCGAGGCCUGGCUGGGGCCACUACCCUAGGAGACAUGAUCUACGUUUCUGGUGGUUUUGAUGGAAGCCGGCGUCACACCAGCAUGGAAAGAUAUGAUCCAAAUAUCGAUCAAUGGAGUAUGCUGGGAGACAUGCAGACAGCUAGGGAGGGAGCAGGACUUGUUGUAGCUAAUGGUGUUAUCUACUGCCUUGGGGGCUAUGAUGGGCUGAACAUCUUAAACUCUGUGGAGAGGUACGACCCUCAUACUGGACACUGGACAAAUGUCACCCCAAUGGCCACCAAGCGCUCAGGAGCAGGAGUAGCCUUGCUGAAUGACCACAUUUAUGUUGUUGGUGGGUUUGAUGGCACAGCGCAUCUCUCCUCUGUGGAAGCAUAUAACGUUCGUACUGAUUCCUGGACGACUGUGACGAGUAUGACAACACCUCGCUGCUAUGUGGGUGCCACCGUGCUGAGGGGAAGGCUGUAUGCAAUAGCUGGGUACGAUGGCAACUCGCUGCUGAGCAGUAUCGAGUGCUAUGAUCCCAUCAUCGACAGCUGGGAAGUAGUGACCUCGCUGGGGACGCAGCGUUGUGAUGCUGGUGUUUGUGUCCUUCGGGAGAAGUGACUUUGGAGAAGCCAGGUGAGAGAAACUCCUUGAGGACAGGCUGAAGGAGGAGAGUCUCACGUGGUUUGCAGGGACUGUUCCUGAUAUCUGGGGAAGCAGCAUUCUUUGAAACACAAAAACACAUCACCUCAGCGGCCACUCGAAAUCCAGGGUUCCGUGAGAAGCUAGAAAGUGGACCAGGAGAGAUGUGCAUCUUCUGCCAACUUGCCAUCCCAACACUUAACUUUAUCAGCGCAGCAGAUAUGCCUGGAGCUGUGGCUUUAGCUGGUCAGCCAGCCUAAUGAAUGCUUAGGAAAUUCAUACCUACAACUGAUCUGACCGUUACCUCUGCACCUGCAGCCCACGCAGGGCCAUUGGCAGUUCUGAGCUGCCUGUGUGUUUGAGUGGAUUCCAAACUGUGCUUGAUGUGCCAGCUUCAGCUGCUCAUACAAACAAAAUGUUUCAAAGUGUUCCAUGCAGCAAGUGCACUUCAGUGCAGAUGGUUGCCAGUAUGCGCUACGCUGUCGCUGCAUCUGCAGGUUAUGCAUGGGCCUGUUUCGAAAGGAUGGAAAUCCCACAUUCAUGCUUUCAGCUACUGAAACCCAGAUGCAGUAGAGGAAGGGGAAGGUUCUAGCACUCCAGCCAAUAGUGGAGGUGGCAGACGCGGAGACUGACUGGGGUGUUGGCAACAUUGCAGCAACCAUGACCACUGGCUGGAAGAGGUGCGGAGAAUAGUGUGUCUAACAGUCACAUUUUCUUCAAGAAGCUUGAUGGACUUGUCUUGGGAGUGGGAGCUUUUUUCUGGCAGCAGAAACACCACUCUUGUUCACCACAAUCCAGUGUGUGGUUGUCAUCUUGCAGUACAGUGGAUCUGAUGGGUCCCUUGGUGACUGGAGGCGAGGUGGGGGACAAGUAGGACUCUAUUUACAAUACACACAUGCUACUGAAUAAGAACGAUUCACUGCCUUGAGAACAAAAGGCAGCUAGAACAGGCAAUUCAAACCCCUUUCAUGUCUUUCCUCUUAGCUAUUUACUUCCUUGGCUCCUCACAUCCAUAAUCCUGUGUGCAAACCUCAUCCAUAGGCUUGCUAGACUACCCUCAUCUCCAACUGGUCUCUCCUGCCAGCCUCCCCCCAUGUCUCAGUUUUGGGUGGUGCACUUUCACCCAACACUGAAUUCUUGUUUGUUCCUGUUGCACAUUGUGUAUCAUUUCCUGUGUAUCUUUUAGUGAAAGUAUCAAAAAUAAAGUAUCUGUAGGAGUUUUG
Pelodiscus sinensis (Chinese soft-shelled turtle) is the source of this 3060-nucleotide messenger RNA. It is a transcript of the gene KLHL12, whose product is annotated as kelch like family member 12. The record is from RefSeq and is a predicted model, not a curated record. Lineage: Eukaryota; Metazoa; Chordata; Testudines; Trionychidae. Gene Ontology annotation, molecular function: protein binding.